AUGUCGCCCAUCUCCGUCUUCCGCAUCGCGACCCGCGCCGUCCGCCCUUCCGGCUUCAUCAGAGCGGCUCAAUUGCCCCGUCCCCGGGUGCAGGCCCCCGUUGCUCUGGCUAUCGCCCGUCCCAGCUUCAGCACCUCCGCUAAGCGCUUCGGCGGUCACCACGAGGACGAGACAUACGAGGAGUUCUCUGCCAGAUUCGAGAAGGAAUUCGACGGUGUUCAGGAUGUCUUCGAGCUCCAGCGUAAUCUCAACAACUGCUUCGCCUACGAUCUCGUUCCCUCCGUUGAGGUCCUCACCGCUGCUCUGAAGGCUGCUCGUCGCGUCAACGACUACCCCACCGCUGUCCGGAUCUUCGAGGGUGUCAAGGCCAAGGUCGAGACCCAGGAGCAGUACAAGCAAUACCUUGAGGCCCUUGAGGGUCUCCGCCAGGAGCUGGGUGUUGCUCUCCGUGAGGAGCUCUACCCCGAGGAGGCGUAA
This is a messenger RNA of Aspergillus welwitschiae, 477 nucleotides long. RefSeq names its product cytochrome c oxidase subunit VI. NCBI's taxonomy places the organism in Eukaryota, Fungi, Ascomycota, Eurotiomycetes, Eurotiales, Aspergillaceae. The record is from RefSeq and is a predicted model, not a curated record. The transcript has 4 exons. The coding region runs from base 1 to 477 and encodes 158 amino acids. Gene Ontology annotation, biological process: mitochondrial electron transport, cytochrome c to oxygen. Gene Ontology annotation, cellular component: mitochondrial inner membrane.